Molecule: messenger RNA, 478 nt
Organism: Jaminaea rosea
Lineage: Eukaryota; Fungi; Basidiomycota; Exobasidiomycetes; Microstromatales
Exons: 1
Coding region: 86-442 (118 amino acids)
Source: RefSeq, a predicted model, not a curated record
GUGGGGUAUUGCAUACAAUGCGGGGAAGAUAGCAGGUGCGGCGCUGUAGCUGCGUAGUACAAGAAAGACAGAGCCCAACGAAAUAAUGUGGUGCGGCCCGACCGAGGAUCUUCCUCUGCGGGUGUUGUCAAAGGGCAGCAGCCCAACAAAAAAAAAGGCAAAUGCCUGUACGAUAUGCGAGCUCCUUUCCCCCGACCUGGUGCACACAACUGCGUCCCUGCAUGAGGCCCCGCUCUGGACCCGAUCAGGGAGCCGUCAAUGCUUUGCUCCUCGCCUGAUGAUCAAGGAGGAAGCUCGGCCCGCGAUUGCGGGCCUCCUCCUCACUUUUGCGGGCCACACCAUUGCGAUGAGUCCCUUGGCUCGUACGGGCUCUUCGACCGAUACCAUCCGAAGCGUUCCUCGCUUCAAUGAUGGUUUGUCGCGACAGACAACCGCCGCUUGAGGAAAGGCUUCAUGGCCAAAGGUCCAUGGCUAGACG